Hypomesus transpacificus is the source of this 6479-nucleotide messenger RNA. RefSeq names its product M-phase phosphoprotein 8 (gene mphosph8). Lineage: Eukaryota; Metazoa; Chordata; Actinopteri; Osmeriformes; Osmeridae. The record is from RefSeq and is a predicted model, not a curated record. The transcript has 9 exons. Gene Ontology annotation, cellular component: nucleus; cytoplasm. The coding region runs from base 378 to 5270 and encodes 1630 amino acids. Gene Ontology annotation, molecular function: protein binding.
AAACCGAUUUCUGGCAUUACAGCUAGUAAAAUGAUGCUGUAUUGGGACAUACAAAAUAUGUUUGUGCCAUACAAAAUAUAGUAGCCUAUGGGUAUUGGGAUUCACCCUACUUUGCCACACAAUACCAGCCUUUUGCCUAUGUUUAGAAGCUAGCAAGCUACGUACUCACGUGUCUACGGAACGCCCCCGGCCACGGUACUAUUAGUUGCACACAGUGGCGCGGGGUAAGGCUGACAUUAGCCAAGCUAAACUAGCCAUUGAAGCUAAAGUGGAGGCAGUUGGCUAGGCCCUCCGAGGGAAACGGAUUUCACUCGACAAGGCGUGUUUGUGUGAAGGACAUUGCUCGCUAGAUAGGUAUCUUGGUAUAUAGUUCCGAAAUGACAUCGGGGGGCGAAAAGACCGAUCUGGUAGACAGUGAACAAGAUGAAGAAAACGUCUACGAAGUGGAGAGGAUUAUUGACGUGCGAACUGAGGAGGGGGAAGUCUUGUACCGCGUACGAUGGAAGAACUACGCCUCGGACGAUGACACCUGGGAGCCGGAGGCUCACCUGGACGACUGCAGAGAGGUGUUACUGGCCUAUAAGCGUGCCCUGGCGGAGGCGGAGGCCAAGAAAGGCAUUAAGCUGCCCAUGAAGAGUGACGUAUUUGACGCAGACUCGAGUGAGAGCGACAAGGAGCGGCCGACAGAGACGCCCACGAAGAAGAAGAAGAAGAGAAGGCCACUGGACGAGGAGGUGGAAGACGAGGAGGCGUCUUCAAAGGAAAAGAGGAAGAAGAAGAAAGAAAAGAGAAAGGAGGAUAUCCGACCUCGACCGGCGCCCGAGUCUGACGAAGAGGACGAGCAAGCGCCCUCCCUUCCAGCGCCCUCGGCCCACAAGGACAAACCAACUGACGGCAAGAAGAGACUGGUGGACUCUGAGGACGAGGAUGAGGUGCCCGUUCCCUCCAAGAAACACCGGAAAAGCAAGACCAAAGAGGGAGGGAAGCACAGGAAGGAGAGAUCAGAGGAGGGCAGGCAGAGAAAGGGAGGUAAGAAGGAGCGGAGGCAUCAGGUGGAGACUUCAGAGGAAGAGGGCACUGCCCCCCUGGAGGAGGAUUUGAGCGAUGAGCCCUCCGAAUCCCAGACAGACGACCCCACCCGGAAGUCAUCCGAGAGAGGGCGUGCGGACGACAUGCCCAAGAAGAAGACGGGCAAGUCUGAGUUGAAGCUGCAGGGCAUCAAGGACUUCCUCCACGACAAGAGGAGCAAGAAACCGGACACGCCCUCUCCCACACUCUCCCAGAGGGAGAACAAGCUCAAGAUCCUUUCCUCCUCUAGGAGCAGGGAUGAGGCUGUGCCUCUGUCGUCUGACUCCAGCGACAGCUCCUCGCUCCACAAGAAAGCCAAGAGCAAGGGCGCGGAGAGCGCCACUGUCCCACCCAAAGUCCCCUCCUCGUCCUCCUCCACCUCCUCCUCCUCCUCCAUCGCAGCAGCCAGCACUAGCAAGGCCAGGGAGGAGGAGCCUCGAGAGGACGCCCCCAAGGAGAAAGAGCAGUCUGCCUCCACCAAUCUGUUUGAGAAGUUCCUGCUAAACUGUGAGGCCAAAGACCGCGUUCCUCGCAGACAGGCGGUUCACCAGCCCUCCCCAGCUGAGGCAGGCAAAGCACCAAAGCUGAUUGGAAAGAUUGAGAAGAAGGCCAAGUCAGCGAAGGAGUCUCCAGCCCGUAGAUCAGAGGAGAAGACAGAGAAACCCAGGCACACAGAGGAUGAUAAAAUGGAUGUCGAAGCAGAUACUCUGGGAGACAGGCGAGGAGAAGUGCCUGUGAUGAGGUUAAAGGUCUGCGAGGAUUCUCGCGAGCGGAGAGAAAGGCAGGAGGAAGGGCCGAGGGGAGGAGAGCGCUGGGAGAGGAGGAACCCUUCCUUCGAGGCAGCGGACAAGAGAAAGAAGAGGGAGGACAGCGAGCCAAGGCUCUUUAUCGCUUGUGAUGACAAUCAGGAUCCUCAGGAUUCCCUGGAGAGCGCAGACAAAUCUGACAAGGCUCCAGCCACGCUAAGUCUGGGGAUGGACCUUAAUCUGGACUGGAUGACACUGGAUGAAUUUCAAAAACAUUUGAAUGGAGAAGAUGAGAUUCUCUCAGCCCCUCCACUAUCACCUAGUGAGCUGCGGGAUGCUGUGAAAAGUGGGGAUUACAUGUCGGUCAAACUUGCACUCAAUUCCAAGGAGGACUACAAUUUGGACCAGGAGGCGUGUACUGUUGAGAAGAAGAGUUUAAUUGAUGAAGAGAGGGAUUUGAUCGAGAAAGAAAAAAGUUCAAAAGAUACGAAGAAUUCCACAGAUCAAGAAAAAGACUUAAAUGCUGGCGACAAGCACUCCAACAAGGAAGUAGAAAAUAAUUCCAGUGGCAAAUUGAGAUUAAGAGAAGAAGUAAAGAGCUCCAGUGACCAAUUAAACAGUUCGAGUGAUGAGGAAGUGAACUCUGGCAAAGAAGAGCAAGAUUCCACUGGCAGGUUAAGUUCUAGCAGCAUAGUGAGAUCAGAAGGAAGAAUAGAUGAUCCCAGUAAGCAAUCCAAGUCAAGUGAUAAAGUGAGGAACUCCAGUGUGGAGGAAAACAACUGCAAUGAAGAAGACAUCAGUUCCUCUGCAAGACUAAGAUCCAGUGAGAGGUUGAGAUCAAGACCCAAGAAGAAUUGCUAUGAAAAAUCAAAUAGUUCAAGUGAUGAGGAAGAGAACAGCUCAAGCAGUGAUUCUGAAUGGUUGGAUUCUACAGUCGCAAGUGAAUCUGAUCAUAUCUCAUCUGAUGAAGGCCUUUCCUCCGAUAACGGAUUAAACAAUACCGCAAAAAUAUUGUCAGUGUUGAGAAAUGGGAAAAAACGCGAAGACUCGAAAACGGCAAGCUCUGAAGUGACUAUCAUACCAUUGAGCAAAAAGGUUAAUGGUAAACGAAAAUGGGAUAAAAAACACUACUGUUUGUAUUGCAAAGCACCUCACACUAAGAUAGGUAGACACUUACAAACCAAACAUGCAGGAGAAAUGGCUGUUGCCCAUGCUAUACACUUCCCCAAAGGCUCAUCAAUCAGGAAAGAUUUGUUUAGCCAACUUCGCAAUACAGGGGACUAUCAUCACAAUUACGAAGUUCUCCGACGUGGAAAUGGGGAACUGGUAACAAAGAAAAGGACGAGCCGCCCAACGUCUGUGCGUGACUUUCUUCCUUGCCAAUUCUGUUGUGCUUUUUUCCGCAAAAGUGAGUUGUGGCGACAUGAGCGCGUAUGUAAAUUCAGAAAAGUCGAUGCGGAGCCGAAGAGGAGAACAAAAACCCGUGUCCAGUCGAUGUCGUCUCGACUUCUUCCAUUAGCCUAUGCCACAGGAGGCUGUGAAGAAAUCAUACAUAAGAUGAACCAGGAUGAGAUUGCAGUGCACAUCAGAAACGAUCCCUUGAUUUGCAAAUAUGGCAACGCGUUAUCGGCUCGACAUGAUCAUGACAAAUCACAGUAUGCUUACAUUGCACAGAAAAUGAGGGAAUUGGCCAGAUUUAUGCUGGCGGUAAAUGAAGUUGACAAGAGUGUUAAAUAUCUGCAUGAAAUCUGUCUGCCAUCUAAAUUUGAGUUGGCGGUUGAAGGUGCCAAGAAAGUUAGUGGUUUUGAUGAAAUGUCUAACAAGUUUAAAACCACAACCCUUGUUUCAAAAAUUGGCUAUUCUUUGAAAAGAGCUGCGGAAAUAGCUUUUGGAGAGAGUCGCAUGACGGAGGAUAGUGAGACGGAAUGUCAAGUCAGGGAGUUCAUUAAACUUCUCGAUAUGGAGUGGAGUAAUCUGUUUUCUCGUAGUGUCCUGAGCUCUCUUCGCCGGGCAGAACGGAAAGAACUUGAUGCUUCGUCACUGACCACAGACUUGAUUAAACUCCACAAAUUUCUUAAAAAAUCAGCUGAUGAAUCCAAAAAAGAGCUACUUGAAACCCCCAGCCCGUUGGCCUGGAAGAAACUGUGUGAAACUCUCCUCACAGAAGUGUUCCUCUUUAACAAGAGCAGAGGGGGGGAUGCAGGAAAGCUUCUUCUGGAGACCUAUGCAAGCAGGAAAUGCAAAAGAACUCCAGUUACUGCAGAUGUAUUAAACAGGCUGACGAAGAUGGAGGUGUUCCUUGGUGACUCUCUGACAAGGAUGGAGUUGGAAGGAAAUGGGGGUAGGAAAAUGCCACUCCUACUCAGUGAAGAGAUGGUUUUGUCUAUUGAUAUCCUAACUGAGAAUCGUGAGAAGGCCGGGGUGCCUGAAGACAACCCCUAUGUCUUUGGACGAAGGGAAGCCUUGUCCAACACCCGUGGGCAUGAUUGUCUCAGAAGGGCUUUACAACAAUGUGACGUGACAAACGCAGAUAUCUUUUCUUCCGGCAAACUAAGGAAACUGAUUGCAUCCCAUUGUCAGCUGUUGAAUCUCAAUGAUCGUGAACUCGAUCGAGUGUCACAGUUGUUUGGACGGGAACACCUAGACUGCUACAGGCUGGCAGAAAACCCAUCCCUACUGGCGGAACUCAGCCAGCUUGCUGUCAGUCUGGAUCAGAACUCGGAUCUGGAUUCCAACAAAGACCACACCUGUGUGGUGUUUCCUGUUUGUGCACAAACUCACAAGAAGCGGACCUGGAGCGAUGAAGAGCAGGCGGCUGUGAAGCGCCAGCUAGCGGCCUCCAUCUCAGAGAUGACCGUCCCAGGCAAACGGGAAUGCGACGCCUGCAUCGACGCAGAGCCUGUUCUCCAGACUAGGACCUGGAAGGACAUAAAGAACUAUGUGCACAACACACUACAGACCAUAAGGAAGAAGCACUUCCAGGUCAGCGCCGACAUGGACGUCGUCAACCCGGAACUACUCCGGAGUAGACAGAAAGCGGAGAUCAGAAAGCGAAAGAGAGAGGAGGAAGGAGAUGGUGACGUUCCUGAUGCAAUGGUACACAGUAAGGUUCACACAGAGAAAACCAGGCCUGUUACAGCAGCAAAACCCAGGAAAAGGGGUUCGUGGAGUGACGAGGAACAGGCUGCGUUGAGGCGCCAGUUCAACGACUUCGUCUUCAUGAUCAAGGCCCCGGGGAAGAGUGAAUGUGAUGCAUGUAUUGCCGCUGAGCCAGCUCUUAAAGACAGGGUGUGGAAGGAAAUAAAGAACUAUGCACACAACAGACUACAGACCAGGAAGAAACAAGGCCCCGUACGCAGUCCGAUGGAGGAUGUUGGAGGACCAGACCUGGAGAGGCAGACACCUGAAGAGGAGCUGGAGGCACCCCCCACUGCUCCUGUGUACACAUUCUUGUAACUGGCUUCCUGGAACGAUUCUGGAAACAUUUGAGCGAAAGAGAGAGAACAUUACGUUAAGUACUUUGUGACCAUCCUCACACAAUUUUGAAAUAUACUUUUGUUGUGGCUUUCACAACUCCAUUUAACACUACUCUAUAGCUGCAUAUAUCCGGCAUGAAACCUUAAUUGUGAGUUUUGAAUGUGGAUUAUUCUAAAUGUCAUUGUGACCAUGCAUUAAGUGAAACUUACACCCUGAGUACUUCUGGAAGGGAUACUUGUUUGUUUAGCUAAAUAAGGAUCAUCUUCUCAUUAUAUCAGACUGUACUAUCCACAUAAAGAAGACAAAAGUUGGAAGCCAACCCAAUAUGACACAUUUAGAAAAAUAUUGAUGUAUGCAUUCAAGUUAUAUUUGUAUAUUUUCACCAAAUGGGUAGACGAUGCAGACGUGUAAAAAGUUUGUAAUGUCAUAGUAAUGUCUGCACUGCUGUACCUGUAGCCCUCAUAUUUACUUUGAUUUAGUUGAAUCAAUGAGAAAAUACUGACCAACAGGCCUGGGAAUUCAGGUAAUUUCAUGAAGUCACUGUUAGUGGCUCCGUAUACAGUAUUUUAGAUCAGUUUUCAGGCUUCUAUUAGUGUUAACAAUUUUCACCAAGUUUGUUUGAUAUUACACCUCUGUUAAAUAAAUAAAAUUUCUAGUUAAUGACAUUAAUACAUAUGUUACAUCGCUCUGGAUGGAGACCCUUUGAACGGUAUCAAGUUAUCAAAAGUAUAGAUAUAAUGUGCAUUUCAAAUCUUCAGUUGCAACUUUGUAUAUUUUUAUUUUUAUAGCAAUUGUUUUAAAUGAUCUAAGCCAAGCAUAUAAUGUUCAAGUUUUCACAUGGAGGUUUCCACUGAUUCUUGUAAAAGGAUCACCAUGGUUGAAUGUUUUAGUGGAAAAUGUGUGUGUUUAUGGUAGAGGGCCCCUAUAGUACCCACAGUUACGCAUUUACAAGCAUGUCUGUGCCAAAUAGCAAGGAGAAGAGUCCCUACAGUUAGAAUCUAAACGGAGGACACAUCACAUGGCUCAUUCUUUUCCAAUAUCGCUACUUUUUCUAAAUUGUUCUUCUCAUUUCCCCCCAUAUUACAACCUCUGUAGUAGAAGCAGGCACACGUGGCGCAGACUGACUGACUGACAUACAGUGCCCUCCAAAAGUAUUGGAACAGUGAGGCGAAUUCCUUUAUUUUUGCU